Molecule: messenger RNA, 2521 nt
Organism: Phaedon cochleariae (mustard beetle)
Lineage: Eukaryota; Metazoa; Arthropoda; Insecta; Coleoptera; Chrysomelidae
Source: the annotation of a GenBank genome assembly
UAGGUUAUAAAAGCGAACGACAAAACGCGAUCGCGUCAUUAAGUAAAUCAGACGUUGCCGAGAGAGUAUUGAAGUUUCGAGUGACAUCCAACGCAAUUUCCAAGCCAUUUUUCUGAGAUUUUUCAUUAUAAUAGUGUGAAUUGUGUGAAAAAUAAGCCAAGAUGCCUGAAGAAGUCAGUGAGGUCGAGACCUUCGCCUUCCAGGCCGAAAUUGCACAGCUGAUGAGUUUGAUCAUCAACACCUUCUACUCAAACAAGGAAAUCUUCCUCCGUGAAUUGAUCUCCAACUCAUCAGAUGCCUUGGACAAGAUCCGUUACCAAUCUCUCACCAACCCCUCCUGCCUGGACAACGGCAAGGACUUGCACAUCAAAAUCAUCCCCAACAAAAGCGAAGGCACCCUCACCCUCAUUGAUACCGGAAUCGGUAUGACCAAAGCUGAUCUGGUCAACAAUUUGGGAACCAUCGCCAAGUCUGGUACCAAGGCUUUCAUGGAGGCAUUGCAAGCUGGCGCAGACAUCAGCAUGAUUGGACAGUUUGGAGUAGGUUUCUACUCUGCCUAUUUGGUCGCUGAUAAAGUCACUGUUGUGUCCAAGCACAACGAUGAUGAACAAUACAUCUGGGAGUCUUCAGCUGGAGGCAGCUUCACCAUCCGUUUGGAUCACGGAGAACCGAUCGGUAGAGGCACCAAGAUCAUCCUCCACAUCAAAGAAGACCAAACUGAAUUCCUGGAGGAGAACAAAGUCAAGGAAAUCGUCAAGAAGCAUUCGCAGUUCAUCGGCUACCCAAUCAAAAUGCUGGUGGAGAAAGAACGCGAGAAGGAGUUGAGCGACGACGAAGCUGAAGAGGAAAAGAAAGAGGGCGAGGAAGAAGACAAAGACAAACCGAAGAUUGAAGACGUUGGCGAGGACGAGGAUGAAGACAAGAAGGAGGAGAAACCUAAGAAGAAGAAGACCAUCAAGGAGAAGUACACGGAAGACGAGGAGCUGAACAAAACCAAGCCAAUUUGGACCCGAAACGCUGACGACAUCAGUCAAGAAGAAUACGGAGAAUUCUACAAAUCCUUGACCAACGAUUGGGAGGAUCACCUAGCUGUGAAGCACUUCAGCGUGGAGGGUCAACUAGAAUUCCGCGCCCUCCUCUUUGUCCCCAGAAGAAUUCCCUUUGACCUCUUUGAGAGCAAGAAGCGCAAGAACAACAUCAAGCUCUACGUCAGAAGGGUCUUCAUCAUGGACAACUGCGAGGAUCUCAUCCCCGAGUACCUCAACUUCAUCAAGGGAGUCGUCGACUCUGAAGAUUUGCCGCUCAACAUCUCCAGAGAAAUGUUGCAGCAAAACAAGAUCUUGAAGGUCAUCCGCAAGAACUUGGUGAAGAAGUGCCUGGAGCUGUUUGAGGAGCUGUCUGAAGACAAGGACGGUUUCAAGAAGUUCUACGAGCAGUUCUCCAAGAACUUGAAGCUGGGAAUUCACGAGGAUAGCGCCAACAGAGCCAAGCUGGCCGAUUUGCUGCGUUACCACACUUCGGCUAGCGGAGACGAAGCUUGCUCUCUCAAAGACUAUGUCAGUCGCAUGAAGGAGAACCAGAAGCACAUUUACUACAUCACCGGAGAGAGCAAAGACCAAGUCGCUCACUCUGCUUUCGUGGAGCGUGUCAAGAAGCGCGGUUUCGAAGUGGUUUACAUGACCGAACCCAUCGACGAAUAUGUCGUGCAGCAACUCAAAGAGUACGAUGGCAAAACUUUGGUGUCAGUCACCAAGGAAGGUCUCGAAUUGCCCGAAGACGACGAGGCCAAGAAGAAGUUCGAGGAGGACAAGACCAAGUUUGAGGGACUUUGCAAAGUGAUGAAGAGCAUCUUGGACGCCAAAGUGGAGAAAGUCGUUGUUUCCAAUCGGCUGGUGGAGUCGCCUUGCUGCAUAGUCACUUCUCAAUACGGUUGGACGGCCAACAUGGAGAGGAUCAUGAAGGCGCAGGCGCUCAGGGACACCUCCACCAUGGGGUACAUGGCUGCCAAGAAGCAUCUGGAGAUCAACCCGGAUCAUUCCAUUGUGGAGAACUUGAGACAGAAAGUGGAGGUUGAUAAGAAUGACAAGGCUGUCAAGGAUUUGGUCAUCUUGUUGUUUGAGACUGCCCUUUUGAGUUCCGGCUUCACUUUGGACGAGCCGCAGGUGCACGCUUCGAGGAUCUACAGGAUGAUCAAGCUGGGCUUGGGCAUCGACGAGGAGGAGUCUAUGUUGACGGAGGAGGCGCCCUCUUCCGGGGAUGCUCCUGCUGCUGAGGCUGGGGAUUCUGAGGAUGCUUCUCGCAUGGAGGAGGUGGAUUAAGUUGGCCUGGUUUAUUGGGAGCAUGUGUUUUAAUGUGUUCUCUGCUGCUGCUGGAGAGAGUUGAUUCCUUGAUUUUGUACAUAAUUUACUUACUGUAACAAAGUCUUGCACUGAGUAUUGAUAUUUGAUACGAUUUUUCUCAUUGUACUGUUAGCUACUUGAGUAGUUUGGCUGUGUCGAAUAUAAUCUUCUACGACCAGGAA